Molecule: messenger RNA, 1373 nt
Organism: Microplitis demolitor
Lineage: Eukaryota; Metazoa; Arthropoda; Insecta; Hymenoptera; Braconidae
Gene: NiPp1
Product: nuclear inhibitor of protein phosphatase 1
Exons: 5
Coding region: 230-1273 (347 amino acids)
Cellular component (GO): nuclear speck
Molecular function (GO): protein serine/threonine phosphatase inhibitor activity; mRNA binding; protein binding
Source: RefSeq, a predicted model, not a curated record
AUUGUAUUUGUAAAUAAUUCGACACUAACUCCAUCAUGGUGAGAGUCCGCCAUUUUAAUUUCUGUAUCGGGUGGAGUAAAUAAAAAUAUAUAUAUAGUUAAAUAAAUAAAAGUUUAAUAAUAUUAAGUAUUUAAUGUGUAAAAUAUCAAAGAUAAUAUAUUUUAUGAAUAUAUAAUGAUUGAGCGGUGAUUUUAAUUAUAUGUUUUAAUUAAUAAUUAAAUUUGAAAACAUGGCUAACCAUUACGAGGUCCCGAACUGGGCUGGAAAGCCUCCAGUUGGAUUGCACUUGGACGUUUUGAAAGGUGACAAGUUAAUUCAGAAACUGAUGGUAGAUGAAAAAAAAUGCUAUCUGUUCGGACGGAAUCAACAGUUGAAUGACUUUUGCAUCGACCAUGCGUCAUGUUCGCGUGUGCAUGCGGCUCUUGUUUAUCACAAACAUUUAAAUCGAGCUUUUUUAGUUGAUCUUGGUAGUACGCAUGGAACAUACAUUGGAAGUCUGAGACUAGAAGGAAAUAAACCGACUCAACUGCCCAUUGAUAGCACAUUUCAUUUUGGAGCAUCAACGCGAUAUUAUAUUAUACGCGAAAGACCGCAGACGGGAGCGAGGACGAUUAUGGAGGAGUUGGAAAAAUCUUCUGAUGAUGUUGAUGCUGGUGGUUUGCUUGGAUUACCUGAGACUGAAACGGAACUUGAUAAUUUAACGGAAUUUAAUACUGCGCACAAUAGAAGAAUAUCAAUGUUAGGAAUAACUGAUGAUGAUGUACAUAAAUCGACUAGAAAACGCAAAAAGAAAGGAAUUACAUUCAAUGAUGAUGAAGAAGUCAUUAACCCAGAAGACGUUGAUCCGUCUGUUGGACGUUUCCGCAACCUCGUGCAGACGACAGUGGUACCUAGCAAGAGAAUGAGGCUUGAAGGAGGACUGAUAUCUCUGUCAGAUGACGUCCAUCACCACCAUCAUCAUCAUAUGAAACACUUUCAGCCAAUAAAUACCUCGCACCUGUACCAGGAUUUACCCCCAGAGCAAUACACGCCGUCGUCGCAUACAAACAAUCCUUACUCGUCGCUGACGUCGGUUACCUCGCGGCUGGGUAUCGCGUUACCGAACCCUGCCCCAGAUGUCGACAUGACGCCGAGUCAGAUGCAGCAGGACGUGGUGCCUCCGAUACCAGAGAUACCCGCGACCGCGGAAACGCUCGCUCACGAGCCCAAGAAGAAGAAGUACGCGAAAGAAGCAUGGCCAGGAAAGAAACCUCUGCCUACUCUUUUGGUGUAAACCAAUAGAGCGAUUGUCAAUAAUUAUAUAUUUAAUUAAAUAUAAUUAUCAAUGAAUUAUAAAUUUGACAUGUAAAUAUAUAUUAUUUCAUUAUACAAUA